This is a messenger RNA of Triplophysa dalaica, 2585 nucleotides long. RefSeq names its product tripartite motif-containing protein 16-like. Bases 290 to 1939 code for a protein of 549 amino acids. Lineage: Eukaryota; Metazoa; Chordata; Actinopteri; Cypriniformes; Nemacheilidae. Gene Ontology annotation, molecular function: zinc ion binding; protein binding. The record is from RefSeq and is a predicted model, not a curated record. The transcript has 7 exons.
UUUAACACACGCUUUACUAGCAGAUAAUCGAAGCAAGCAUUGAUCAGAAUGCUUUGCGGUUUAUGGUUCCUCUGAACUGUCAAAUAAGUUCAUAGGUACUUUAAAACAUUUUUGAACAUUUUUGUGUUGUUAAACGGUUAAAAAUUCUCUUUGUAUGACUGCCAUCUAGUGGACGUGUUUAUUAUAAAACCGAAACUCCUCUUUACACACGUUUCACAAACCAGGACAUUCCUGAGUUCAUCGAAACUGAAUCUCAACUCGUCUUUUGUCUGUUUGUACAGACAGUGAAAUGGCAGAAGCGAGUGUUCUAUUGGUUCUGGACCAAUUCAGCUGUUCAAUCUGUCUGGAUCUCCUGAAGGAUGCAGUGACUAUUCCCUGUGGACACAGUUACUGUAUGAGCUGUAUUACAGACUGCUGGGAUCAGGAUGAUCAGAAGAGAGUCUACAGCUGCCCUCAGUGCAGACAGACCUUCACUCCAAGACCUGUUUUAGGUAAAAACACAAUGCUGGCUGAAGUGGUGGAGAAACUCAAGAACACUAAACUACAAGCUGCUCGUCCUGAUCUCUGUUAUGGUGAACCUGGAGAUGUGGAGUGUGACGUAUGUACUGAGAGAAAACACAAAGCAGUCAAAUCAUGUCUGGUGUGUCUCAGCUCUUACUGUCAAAAUCAUCUCGAACAACAUGAGAAUUUAUUCAAAGUCAAGAAGCACAAGCUGAUUGAUGCCACAGGACGACUUCAGGAGAUGAUCUGCCCUCAACACGAGAAACUUUUAGAGAUUUACUGUCGUACUGAUCAGUGCUGUAUAUGUUAUCUGUGUAUGGUAGAUGAACACCGCAAUCAUAAGACUGUAUCAGCUGCAGCAGAGAGGACUGAGAAACAGGAGACACAGAGAACACACCAGCAGAGGAUUCAGGAGAAACAAAAGCUUCAUGAGUUGAGAGAGGCUGUGGAGACUCAUAAGUGCUCUGCUCUGGCAGCAGUGGAGGACACUGAGAGGGUCUUUACCGAACUGAUCCGCUACAUUGAGAGAAGCCGAUCUGAGGUGAUAAAGCUGAUCAGAGAUCAGGAAAAGUCUGCAGUGAGUCAAGCUGAAGAACUCUUGAAGCAUCUGGAGCAGGAGAUUGAUGAUCUGAAGAGGAGAGAUGCUGAGCUGGAGCAGCUUUCACACACAGAUGAUCACAUCCAUUUCCUCCAGAGUUUCCAGUCUCUCUCUGUUCCUCCUGGAUCAACAGACUUGCUCAACAUCACUGUCAGUACUUGCCUCUCUUUUGAUGAGGUAGGAAAAUCUGUGUCUCAUCUGAAAGAGAAACUGAUGAAUUUCUGCAGAGAAGAGAUCGAAAAGAUAUCUGCUAGAGUCAUGUGUAUUGGGAUCAUUCCCAAUCCUGAACCCAAGAUCAAGGAGCAGUUCCUACAAUAUUUUGGUCUGAUCACGGCAGAUCCAAACACUGCACAAAAACGUCUCCGUCUGUCAGAGGGGAACAGAGUGAUUACUCGCACUGCCAACGUCCAGCCGUAUCCUGAUCAUCCAGACAGAUUUGAUGGAUGUUAUCAAGUGUUGUGUAGAGAGAGUGUGUGUGGACGCUGUUACUGGGAGGUUGAGUGGAGUGGUGAAAUGCGUUUAUCUGUGUCAUAUAAGAGUAUCAGCAGGAAGGGACGAGGUCGUGAAUGUUUGUUUGGACAUAGCGAUCAGUCCUGGAGUUUGUUUUGCUCUGAUUCCAGCAGUUCAUUCUGGCACAAUAACAUUGAGACUAAACUUCCUGUAGUGUCCAGAUCUUCUAGAAUAGGAGUGUAUGUGGAUCACAGUGCGGGUAUUCUGUCCUUCUACAGCGUCUCUGACACAAUGACCCUCAUCCACAGAGUCCACACCACAUUCACUCAACCUCUCUAUCCUGGGUUCUGGGCUAAAGGAUCAGUGAAACUGUGUGAUCUGACAAUAUAGCCUAGGUGAUAUAGAGAUUCUACAAAUAAUAUUAUGAAAUCAGACGAUGAAUCAUUGACCAUGGGCUUUCCCAUAAUAUAAAAAUUAAAUGUUGUCAGAUUUGUUAAAGCCAUUCAAAAACACUUUUGAUCCGUUUGCUGUACAGUACCUACCAAGUUUUCGUUAAAGAGACCUCAAACUGUGUCAGCCAGAAAACAAGGCAAGAAUCUGUUUAGUUUUUUAAGCAAUAUCAAUAACAAACACAGUACAGCAGGUACCGCACUAUAAAUAAACAAUGUUUAAUACAAAUACAUUAUAUUGCUUUGCUCAAUAAUUGGUUGAUUGACAGGAGAACUGAGUCUCUCAUUCAUUUUUGUCGCAGGUGAAUGUAACAGAUAAACACAAAUGGGUAGUUUUACACAUUUAUUAUCCUCUUAAAUUACUUCUAGUCCCUCUACAUUUGAAAGGAACAGAAUCAGUCUGAAUCUGCUGUUUGAACAAAGAAGUUGCCAUUAUUGUAAGAAAUUUGUGAGCUAAUUUAGAACUAGGAAAUCUUCAUUUUAACAAUGAGACCUGUCAUAUCUCUACAUGUCUCAAUAUAACUGAAUAAGAACCACAUAAUGUUUAUUUCAUGUUUAAAAGCUUAUUAAAAACAAACAAUAUUUUA